Messenger RNA from Paralichthys olivaceus (Japanese flounder), 1482 nucleotides. NCBI's taxonomy places the organism in Eukaryota, Metazoa, Chordata, Actinopteri, Pleuronectiformes, Paralichthyidae. The record is from RefSeq and is a predicted model, not a curated record.
CUUCCGUUUGGGACUACAUCGGCUACAUGCUAUCGUCGUGGCUGCUGUGCUCCUGCUGCUGGAGGGAGGAAAUGACCAGAAAUGACGCGUGUUUGCUUCUCGGAGCCACCGGCGUCGGAAAAACGUUGUUGAUGAAACGUCUUCAAAAGUUUGGUUUGCAUGGAUCAGGUGAACUAGGGACGGCUCCUCCUACCCUGCCUACAGUAGGAACCAACCUGACAGACCUGACACUGAAGAAGAGGAAGGUGACCGUGAGAGAGCUGGGAGGCUGCAUGGGCCCCAUAUGGCCGAGCUACUUCAAAGACUGCUCCUCUGUCAUUUUUAUGGUGGACUCGGCCAACACUGCUCAGGUAUCCUCCUCCUGUAUCCAGCUGCUGUCAGUACUCUCUGCUGAGCCUCUGCACAGUGCCUCUGUGCUGAUUCUCUUCAACAAGAGGGACAUGCCCUGCACUAUGAGUCUUACAGAGAUAAAAUCACUGUUUAGAAUGGAUGACAUCAUUGCAUCUGCUACUCAGCCAAUCACAACACUGGAGCUCAGUGCCUGCUCUGGACAGGGACUUAGGGAGGUGCUCAGUUGGCUGGAGUCCAUCACAGUCAAGUGAUCUUUCAUACGUUUGGUCCUUAAAAAGUGAAGCUGCUCUCUGAGGACUUAAAGUAAUGGUUCCAAGCCUUUCGGCAAGAGAUGCCAGUGACCUCAGUGGGCAGAGACUGUUGACGCAACAUUUUCAAGAGGAUGUAAUGAUGUGUUAACUGAUGGACUCACUGGAAACGUGGCAAGUCACAUGACAAGACCAACUGGAAAACGUUUUUGGUAUCAAGGUGAACUGAGAAGGUGAUUUAUUGCUGAUAUCAUGGAAUGAUGGGAUGGUUGAUUGGCCAUUUUAACAUUUGUAGAAGCAGAGCAGAGAUUUCUGGCACAGCUUAUUUCCAUGAUGCACAGAGAAGGGCAAAAAAAUAAUAAGAGGCCAAAACUUGAGCAAUACUUUCAUUAUUCAGAACAACUUUAUUGUUGGACCGCCUUCAUCAGGGUCAUCGUAACAUUUUCUUCAAUGAACACUAGUGUAGAUCUGACCUGCUGCUAUUUACACAGGUCACUGCUACUAAUUGAAUGGCAGAUAAACAUUAAAGUUCAUGACUGACAUCAGUGAGGUCAUAGGACUUCACAUAGGCGUCACAUUAUAACAUCAGAGGAAAGUUCAUGCAAUGCAAAGUACGGAUUGAUCUCUGUCUGAAAUAAAGUAACCUCUUGUAUUUCAGAUUUAACAACCUGGAAAGUGUGAAGAACAAAUGUUAAAAGAUUAAUUACUGUCAAGGAAUGCAGCAGAGUAGUAAUGAGUUAUUACCAGCAGGGGGCAAAAGGAGCAUAGCUAAUAUUGAAACUGGUACUGGGUGUGUGCCUGUGUGGUGAGGAUUUCAUACAAAAUGUAUUGAUAUCAAGCCAAAUGAGAAAAUGCAAAGCAAUAAAACCAACUAAAGAAUUAA